This is a messenger RNA of Stegodyphus dumicola, 1533 nucleotides long. RefSeq lists its product as uncharacterized. The record is from RefSeq and is a predicted model, not a curated record. NCBI's taxonomy places the organism in Eukaryota, Metazoa, Arthropoda, Arachnida, Araneae, Eresidae.
AUGACCGGAGGAUUUAAAUUGCUUACUUCAGGCCUUGCUGCUAUAGAAAAACUAAACUUGGUUGGACUCUUUUCGGGAAAAAUGAUCCCAUCAGAGAAGAAAAGUAAACUGGAACUUCAAGAAGAAGCAAGAGAUCAUUUCUUGUCUACUGUAAAGGUGAACGAAGAGGGGCGUUUUCAAGUCAGCUUGCCAUGGCUUGAUAACCAUCUACCGUUAAAAGAUAACUAUGACUUAGCUGUAAAGAGAUUAGCUUCUACAGUAAAACGACUAAAAGCUGAGAAACUUUAUGAUGCUUAUGGAGAAGUUUUUAGUGAAUGGGAACAAGAAGGCAUCAUAGAAGAAGUACCAAAAAGCGAAAUUGAUGUAACAUGCCAUUAUCUACCACAUCGACACGUAGUAAAAGAAAACAGUACUACACGAAUCAGGCCAGUGUUUGAUGCCUCGGCCAAACAAAAAGGAUCCCCUAGUCUCAAUGAUUGUCUAGAAAAAGGUCAGAACCUUAUCGAACUGAUUCCUUCAAUUCUUCAUAGAUUCCGAAUGAACAGAAUAGGAGUUUCUGCAGAUAUACGAAAAGCAUUCUUACAAAUAAGUCUCAACCCUAAGGAUAAAGACUAUCUAAGAUUCUUAUGGUAUAGAACUGAUGGAAAACUGAAGUAUUACAGGCAUUGUAGGGUAGUAUUUGGAGUUACAAGCAGCCCUUUCUUGCUAGUUUCUGUAAUUCACCAUCUUCUAGAAUCCACUUUGAAACAACUAAAUGGAAACCCAAAGUAUAAAGUGGAUAUUAUUGAGCAAUUGAAGAAGAGCUUUUAUGUAGAUAAUUUGUCUGGAAAGAAUGAGAAUACCAAGAUGGUUAAACUGUGUGAUCGUGAGAUUGAAAAUAUCUCACUUCAUUUCUUCAGUGAUGCGAGUAAACUUGCAUAUUCAGCUGUGGCCUUUGUUCGAGUACAAACAAGAGAUUCGGUUCAAGUUCAUUUGGUGCAAGCUAAAGCGAGAGUUGCACCCAGCGGAAGGAAAAAGACAACAAUAGCUCGAUUGGAACUUCUUGGAGCUACAAUAUGUGCACGUUUAGCAUCCAGCAUAAUACCUGAAUUUCAAGCUGAUGAUAUUUAUUUUUGGACAGAUUCGUCUACUGUGCUAGCUUGGAUACAGAGAAAUGAAGUAUGGGACGUAUUUGUUCACAACAGAAUUAAGGAAAUAAAGCAACUGACUUCUAUUGAAUCUUGGAGAUGGUGGGAAGGACCUAAAUGGCUAUAUUUAUCACCAGAAAAAUGGCCAAAAGAAGAUUUUAGUGCUGAUGAAGAAGAAAUAGCUCUUGAGAAAAAGAAAAGGAUUAUUUCGUCCUUAAUAAAUCUUAAUGCUAGUGAAAUAGUUGCUACUAGAUUCUCAAGUUAUCGUAAGACAAUCAGACUGGUAGCGUGGAUGUGUCGUUUUGUUUACAACUGUAAACAUCAAAACAAGAAAAAGGAUGAACUUACUGUAUCUGAGUUAAAUGAAGCAAGCAGAGAAUAUCUUGAUUCGUUUAAUACAAAAUGA